Molecule: messenger RNA, 2959 nt
Organism: Alnus glutinosa
Lineage: Eukaryota; Viridiplantae; Streptophyta; Magnoliopsida; Fagales; Betulaceae
Exons: 4
Coding region: 1540-2658 (372 amino acids)
Biological process (GO): regulation of DNA-templated transcription
Cellular component (GO): nucleus
Molecular function (GO): transcription coregulator activity; RNA binding
Source: RefSeq, a predicted model, not a curated record
CCCUCCGUCAGUGGAGACGGCGGAGGCGGCGCCGGAGCUGACGGCAGCGGCGGCGGACGCGUCAGCGACUACGAGCCCGGCGAGGUCCGCCGCGAACCUCCUCCGUACUCUCGCUCCGAUCGAUUCUCCGAUGAGCCUGCUCUGAAUGUUGCCUACAAGCACCUGGGCCUUGAGGAAGGCAUGUUGGUGUGAGUGCGGUCUUGGAUCAUGGUCUGGGGCAAAUGUGUUUAUGUAUUAGAACUAAAUAUGUUUGUGGUACUUGCUGUUGGGGGAUAUUGUUCAUUGUGUUUGAAUUUAUGGGGUGAAGCAUCACCAAAAAUAAGGGCUUGGGUCUCAUUUGUUGCAAGUCAUGGUCAUGGGUAUUUCUGGGGAUAAAGCCGAACGGGUUGGGUUAAAAUAGAUAAUGUGAAAUCGAGAAUGCCAGUCAUUUUGGUGAUGAAUCUGCAAGGUUCCAAGAUGGUCAUAUGACUUGACAAAGCAUCAGAAAACCACACCAUCAUUGAGCAUUAUUGUGAUCGUAUUUCUAUUUUGUGACCAAUCAAAAGAAGAAUACAAGAAAGUGAAUAAGAGGGCUUGUCUACUGCAAGAAGUUCAGUUUGGUAAAAUGGUACUGAAUUUACCUUUACAGGAGCUGACACCGUUUUGGAAUCUGAUGUUUAGUGGUGGAAAUUGAGCUUUAUAAUUUGUGGUUUGCAUUGGUUUCUUUAAUAUGUGGAAACGUAUGCUUCUGUACUUCCUGCUUGCUGAUAGAUUCUAGCGGUUGUUUUGCGGGGAUUUGGAUUAUUCUUAUGAGGAAUUAUGUUUUAGUUGGGGUGUUCUUUUAUUAGUUCUUCCCCGUGGUUGGUGAAAUAGGGUUGAAUCAGAUUGUUUUAUAGUAACUAGUAUGACAUUGUACUUCUCAGAGUUGUCACGUGGAUAAUAGAUGCAUGGGAGUUUGGGAAACUUCUAUUAGUAUGAUACCUCUAGUUUCUGCUGAACAUCUGUAGGUUUUUGUUAUAAUCACAUUUCUGACGAGUGGUGCGUUGGUACAGAUGACUUCAGGUCUUUAAACUCUUGGAUUGUUGUUUUCGUUUAUGUUCCCUUUCCUUUGAUACUUUGAUUUUUUUAAGUUGUAGAAGACAUAGUUAAUGGCCAACAGUAACUAUGAAUUUUUACUCUUCUGGGAUUUGACAUGCCUUUAAGGCUUCAGCACACUUUCUCAUUGUGAGCAACUGUUAACUCUGGCUGGUGGAAACUUUUGAAGUUGAUUUUGCUUUUAAGUCAGAUUUGGGGGCAUUAACAAGACGCAUAGAUGGUUAUUGAAAAGAGGCAGACCAAGUUGCUAGUGGGUAAUAUUUGGAUGCUUGCUCUUUGGUGGGCGUUCUUUUGGUUGUAGAUUUCCUAUGGACUUCACUCUAUUGCUCUUCCCGCUCCUUUUUUAUGGCAUGUUGCAACUUAUGAGGUUUUGGGACAAGGUGUACUGGAGGUAUUGCUUUAUGGGCUGGAUUAGUAUUUAUUAGGCACAUAUCCAUCUUCGCUAUCUGCAGGCUGCAGAUAUGGAUGAAGUUCACUUCCUUAUCGCUACUACCGUGCUGUAUUAAGUUAUGGUUGCACCGGAUCCAUGAUUAUUGGGGCUUAGGUAAAUAUAUAUAUACUUUUAAGUAUGUUAUGGUCCACAGGGUAAUGAUGUGGCUCUUGUAUAUAGUAAUACCGGAAUUGUUUUCUUUUCGAAGACUGUCAGCAAUUACAAUAUUUGGAUAUAGAAUUCGUGCAGGUUCCGGAUCUCCUGUACGGCAUAGGGAUGCAGAUCAUCGUUACAGUCCUGAUUUUCAUCAUACCGGUGGACGGCCACGUGGCCGUGACUUUGGUGGCGGGAGGGGUCCUGGUAGAUAUCGAGGCUCCACACCCCCUUACGGUCGAGGAAGAGGUGGUGGCAGGCCAUUUGGUAGAGCUUUUGAUGGGCCUGGGUUUGGUCCUGGGCCAUUCAGAGGUGAAGGCAUGAGUAGAAAUAAUCCAAAUGUACGUCCAAGGGAAGGCGAUUGGAUUUGCCCAGAUCCUUCGUGUAGAAACCUGAAUUUUGCGAGGCGGGAGUACUGUAACACCUGCAACAUGUUUCGCUAUGCACCUGUUGGAAGUCCUCGUAGAGGAAAUCCUGGUCCACCUCCUCCACAUGCUCCCCCAAGGCGCUUCCCUGGCCCUCCAGUGGAGCGUUCCCCUGGCAGGACGAUGAAUGGCUAUAGGUCCCCUCCUCGCGGUUGGGCUAGGGAUGGCCCCAGGGAGUUUGGGGCUGGUGGUCUACCACCUCCAAGGCACGAAGGCAGGUUUUCUGAUCACCACAUGCAGAGAGAACGGUUGGACUAUCCAGAAGAUGACUACAGAGGGAGGAGCAAGUUUGAUAGGCCAAUUCCAAUAGAUUGGGGUCAUAGGGACCAUGGAAGGGAUCCCAUAUUCAAUGGAAGGAAAGGAUUUGAGAGGAGGCCACCAUCUCCACCGCCGCCGCCGCCGCCACCAGCACCAUUUCCUCAUCGUGACCGCUGGACUCGUGAUAUCAGAGAGAGGAGCCGCUCUCCGAUAAGGGGCGGCCCACCACCGAAAGACUAUCGCCGGGAUAUGUUUGUGGAACGGGGACGAGAUGAUCGGCGUGCUGUGGGGCGAGACAGAAUUGGAAAUGCAUAUUAGCAAGCGGCCAGAGGACAAAAUUUGUAUGUGUAAUUGUGGUUUAAGUAGUCAGUCUUGUGUUUUUGUCUAGAGAGGAAGGAUAAUUCACAGCUCAGGACUAAACCCGUGCUUUGUUUCUAACCUUGGUAAUAUUGUAUAACUUCAAAUAGGUAAAAUACUCGAUUUUGAAAUUAUUAGUCCUGUUGUUGUCUUGUUGACAUAAAAAGGGACAAAUAUCAGUGGUGGUGGUAGAUUUUUUUUCGCCAUCUUGUUUUGCUGCUUCUGCUUUUCGUAGAUAAUGCUUGAGCUUCGAGUUCCCACC